Neltuma alba is the source of this 2172-nucleotide messenger RNA. Its product is annotated as IQ domain-containing protein IQM2-like. The transcript has 9 exons. The coding region runs from base 124 to 1995 and encodes 623 amino acids. The record is from RefSeq and is a predicted model, not a curated record. Lineage: Eukaryota; Viridiplantae; Streptophyta; Magnoliopsida; Fabales; Fabaceae.
UGGAUUUCCUGCCUUCCAAUUCCAUAGCCAUUGUACCUUGCUUCAAACGCUGCCAGGAUUUUUGCUUCUAAAAAUCGUCAGGACCACAGAUCAUAGGUUCCUGCAGAUUUGGUUUGCUGUCAUAUGGGGAUUUAUUUUUCAUGUCCGUUUGCAAAAUACGCUAAUGUCGAAGAUGGCCUAGAAUCUGUAGUUGUAAAAUCCAUCGACUUUGGUGAUGAAGAAGUCAAAACUCCAGUUCGGUCUGUCAGUUUCAAGAACCAAGACUCAGAACCCACAGUGCUGAAAUCCCUAGGUUCUGGGAAGAUGAUGAUAGAGGCGUCAGUAAGCUUCAAGAGAAAUGAAGCGGAGAACACGAUGUUAACCAAGACUAUGCCUAUUGACAUCGAGAAAAACAUGCCACCAUCAAGGGUCAGUGAGAGGAGCAAAGAGAUGGAUGACCAGUUUCUCAGAUCAGAGUGUCAAGUGGAAAAGAUCCAGUCAGCUCUUUUGGAUCCAAACAACCCCAAACACAUGGCUGCAGUUAAAUUGCAGAAGGUAUACAAGAGUUUUCGAACUAGAAGAAAGCUUGCAGAUUGUGCAAUUAUUGUUGAGCAAAGGUGGUGGAAGCUCCUAGAUUUUGCUGAACUCAAGCACAGUUCCAUAUCCUUUUUCGACAUUGAGAAACAAGAAACAGCCAUUUCACGUUGGUCUAGAGCUAGAACCAGAGCUGCCAAGGUUGGAAAAGGCUUAUCAAAAGAUGAUAAAGCUCAAAAACUUGCUCUGCAGCACUGGCUUGAAGCGAUUGAUCCACGUCAUCGAUAUGGACAUAAUCUACACUUUUAUUAUGAUAAAUGGCUUCAAUGCCAGAGCAGAGAACCAUUCUUCUACUGGCUAGAUAUAGGAGAGGGGAGGGAGGUCAAUCUUGAGAAGUGCCCUCGAUCUAAACUUCAGCUGCAGUGCAUCAAAUAUCUUGGUCCGAUGGAAAGGUUGGCUUAUGAAGUUGUAGUGGAGGAUGGAAGGUUCAUCUACAAGCAAUCAGGAGAGCUACUUCACACUACUGGAGGCGAAAAUGCCAAAUGGAUUUUCGUCCUUAGCACAUCUAAGGCCUUGUAUGUUGGAAAGAAGAAGAAAGGUUCAUUUCAGCACUCAAGUUUCUUGGCCGGAGGAGCCACAUCUGCUGCUGGGAGACUAGUUGUGGAAUAUGGCGUUUUGAAGGCAGUUUGGCCUCACAGUGGUCACUAUCGUCCCACAGAAGAGAAUUUCAAGGAACUCAUUUCAUUCCUUCAGGAUAACAAUGUGAACCUCUCAGAUGUCAAGAUGGCUGCAGUUGUUGAUGAUAGUGGAUCACUCUCACAGAGAUUCGGUGGUCAUAUUAGAAGCCUCUCAGCUGAUGAGGAUUUCGCUGAGAAUGAGGAGUCGGCCGUCAAAAACUCCAUUGACGAGAAGGCCACAUCAACAGAAUCAGAAACUGCUGGGUCAGAAAGGACAAGGCAAGUGCAGGCUUUUGGAAGAGAACUGACCAAUCUUGAAAUUCCCAAAAGGGUAGAAUCAUUCAGAAAGCCGGGGAGCGAGAAAGCUGAUGACCAAAGUAACGAGAGUCUACAAAUGGAAUCACCCGCAAGUGGUGAAGAGAAAGCAGUAGGAAGUGUGGAGUGUAAGGCAGAUGGGUGGGAUGGAAAAGAGAAUGAGGAAGCGGGGAGCAUUCCGGAAGAGUCAAUUGUGAAAAGGAUAAGCUCACUGAAGAUAAGCAGAUCAUACCAACUGGGGAAACAUCUAUCUUGCAAGUGGACGACCGGAGCGGGACCUCGCAUCGGGUGUGUGAGAGAGUAUCCUUGUGAGCUUCAGUUCCAAGCUCUGGAGCAAGUGAGUCUUUCUCCAAGAAGUGACAACCGCCCCACUGGGUUGUGGGGGACAUCACCUGAUAGGGCAGGCAUGUCCCGAGGACACGAUCGCCAGCCGUUGCCAUUGACCAGGGGAACAUCAGUGAUACCAGUUAUUCAUUCCGGCAGUGGUUAACAGGAUUCGUUGAUUGAUUCUUUCGUGUGAAUAGGGAACAACAUAUAGGAUUCUUUUCUUGGGGGGCUAUUGUUUCAACUAAUUUACAUAGGAAUUCUUUUUUUGUACAGCAUAGGAUGAAAAUUGUAAAACUUCUUAGCCUUCUUCUAAAUAGAAAAGGAAACAAAAUUCUGUUUU